AUGAUUUAUGCCUUUGAUCGAGCACUCGAAGGGUCUUUGUCGUCAUUUGGUGCUCCUUUGGUUGGGAUCAUGUCGGAGAAAAUGUUUGGGUUUGACUCAAAUGGAACUGAUCUUACUAAAGAUUCUGGUCUUGCGGCUGAGGCAUUGUCGAAGGGGAUCAUGUCGAUGAUGAUCAGGAAAGCUUUAUGGAAUCUCUAUUUUUCUCUCAUUCUCAUCAACUUAGCCACAAUGAUGCAACGAGCAGACGAAAAACUCAUUCCUUCGGUUGCGAAAGAAUUGAAAGAUGCGUUCAAUGCAAAACUCUCUGAUAUUGGAUACCUCUCAUUUCUAAGAAAUAUUGUUCAAGGACUUGCUUCGCCUUUAGCCGGUUUAUUUGUUAUCAGUUAUGACCGUCCAACAGUUUACGCAAUCGGUUGUUUCUGUUGGGUCUUAUCAACUGUUGCAGUUGGAGCGAGCCACUAUUUCAUACAGGUUACUCUUGGUGUAGCGGUCAAUGGGUUCGGACAUGCAAUUGUUUAUCCGGUGCUUCAGUCGAUAAUUGCGGAUAGCUUUAAGAAUAGUGCGAGAGGUUUUGGUUUUGGUUUAUGGAAUCUUUUUGGGACAGUUGGAGCUAUAGGUGGAACCGUCAUUGCAACGGUCAUGGCUGGUCAUGAUUUCUCGGGGAUCCCAGGAUGGCGCUGCGCCUUUAUGUUGAUGGCAACAAUAAGUGCGGUGAUCGGCAUUCUUGUUUUUCUCUUUGCCACUGAUCCAAGGAAAAAUAAAACUAUCAGAUUCGUUUCUCAUGAUCAUGAAAGAAAUGAACUUAUGGUUCAAAAAGGGAUAAACUAUGAUGUUGCAACAAUGGAGAAUAUGAGCUCGGUUACGAUGGAAUCGUGGGUGGCCAUAAAAGAUGUAACCAAGAUACGGACAUUUCAGAUCAUCUUAUUGCAGGGAAUAGUGGGUUUGGUUCCAUGGAAUGCAAUGGUUUUCUGGACAAUGUGGUUCGAACUCAUUGGAUUUGAUCAUAAUAAAACCGCGGCUCUGAACGGGAUAUUCACCACGGGACAAGCAAUAGGAUCUUUGGUCGGAGGAAUAGUUGCGGACAAAAUGUCUCGUAUAUUUCCAAACUCAGGCAGAGUAUUUGUGCACAAUUCAGCGUUUUCAUGGGAGCUAUAUUCUCCAUUAUUCUUCUAA
Arabis nemorensis is the source of this 1173-nucleotide messenger RNA. The record is from the annotation of a GenBank genome assembly. NCBI's taxonomy places the organism in Eukaryota, Viridiplantae, Streptophyta, Magnoliopsida, Brassicales, Brassicaceae.